Molecule: messenger RNA, 1557 nt
Organism: Penicillium odoratum
Lineage: Eukaryota; Fungi; Ascomycota; Eurotiomycetes; Eurotiales; Aspergillaceae
Exons: 4
Coding region: 1-1557 (518 amino acids)
Biological process (GO): carbohydrate transport; transmembrane transport
Cellular component (GO): membrane
Molecular function (GO): carbohydrate:proton symporter activity
Source: RefSeq, a predicted model, not a curated record
AUGGACAAAAAAGAUGAUGAUGCCUGCUUUGCACACGUGGAAAAAGAACUGGAUGAGCCUCGCGAAGCCGCUGAACGUGGACGCCGUAUUCAGGAGGAUGAGCGACAAUUGACUGCUCGGCAAGCCGCCAAACUGUACCCCCGUGCGAUCCUCUUCUGUAGCGUGGCUUUCACCGCAGGGCUGAUGUAUGGUUAUGACAUCGUCGUCAACGGUUCUGUCAUCGCCAUGCCUUCUUUCAUCAUUAAGUUUGGCGCCACUGAUGCAUCGGGGCUCUAUUUACCAACUAUCUGGACAUCGCUUUGGACUUCCAUGACAUCUCUUACACAAGCCCUGGGGGCAUCCUUAGUUGGUUUUGCUGCCGACAAGUGGGGUCGCAAAUGGUCCGGAGCGUUUGCUGGUAUUGUUUCUAUGGUUGGUACGGCUGUCCUUUAUACAGCAAAUACCCGGGGCUUGGUACUGGCCGGUAAGAUGAUUACCGGCGCAGCUAUUGGGGCUGCAAUGGCGGCAGGCACAAGUUAUGCAUCUGAGAUUGCGCCGCUAAAACUGCGAGGCCCUAUUCAAGCUUCGCUCGUUCUGUUUGUCGUGCUCAUGCAGGGACUCGGGCUGGGAAUUGUACGAAUAUUCGUGCCUUACGAUGAUGAACAAGCAUUCCGCAAUGUUUUUGCUGUCCAAUGGGCAGUAGGUUUCAUUGCUCUUGUCGCUUUCACCCUUGCUCCAGAAUCUCCUGUUUACCUUAUCCGAAGAGGUAAGAUCGAAGAAGCCAAGAAGGUCAUGGGUCAAAUCUAUAGUGGACAUUCAAACAUUGACGACCGCAUUGCCUACCUUAUCAUGACCAUGGAGGAAGAAAAAGCCCAAGCACAUAACAAAGAAGUAACCUAUUUGGACUGCUUCCGUGGAACUGAUCUCAAGCGAACUUUGACCGUCGCCUUCCUCUAUAGUACCAACAACUGGGCAGGUGGUGCCUUCCUAGCUCAGUCCACUUACUUCCUUCUGACGGUCGGACUGCCUGCCGUUCAUUGCUUCGACAUCGGCAUCGGGGGCUUUGGCCUUGCCAUUAUCUUCAUAAUUGCCCUUGGUUCCCUUGGAAAUAAAGUCAGCAAGCGCCAAUUGGUCCUUAUAGGAAUCUUCCUCAACUUUCUGUUCAUGAUCACGAUUGGCGCUUUGUACUGGGCCCCUGGUAUGGGGGCAAUCUGGGCCAUUGGAAUCCUGAUGAACAUAUUGAUAUCCAUACAGACAACUCUUUUGCAAGCUGUCGGAUGGCCUAUUGCGGCCGAAUUAUCCAGUUAUCACCUUCGUGCGAAGACUGUCGCUAUAGCAGUCUUAUCCCAGACUUUGUCAACUUGGCUUACCCAAUUCGUCGUGCCGUAUAUGUACAAUGUGGACUCUGGGGAUUUAGGGGCCAAAACCGCAUUUCCUUUCGCAGGUCUUACUGUGCUGAUCUUUAUCUGUGCUUAUUAUUACGUUCCUGACACGACCGGUCUUACCACUGAAGAGAUCGACCGCCUCUAUGUGGAUAAGACUCCGGUCCGAAAAUUCAGGAAGUCUACUUCAGAAUAG